This is a messenger RNA of Phragmites australis (common reed), 2048 nucleotides long. RefSeq names its product 3-ketoacyl-CoA synthase 12-like. Bases 257 to 1645 code for a protein of 462 amino acids. Gene Ontology annotation, biological process: fatty acid biosynthetic process. Gene Ontology annotation, cellular component: membrane. NCBI's taxonomy places the organism in Eukaryota, Viridiplantae, Streptophyta, Magnoliopsida, Poales, Poaceae. The transcript is spliced from 2 exons. Gene Ontology annotation, molecular function: acyltransferase activity, transferring groups other than amino-acyl groups. The record is from RefSeq and is a predicted model, not a curated record.
CUCUCUUUCUCCUUCUCAUCCCUCCCCACCCACACUCCCAGCUCGUCACUAUUAGAGCUGGGGGCUUGGGGUGCUUAGCUGAGCAAGCACUCACACUGUCGCACACAUCUCCUUCCCCUCUCCAUCGCCUCCAUCUCCAUGAGUAGCAGCCACACGCGUUGCGCAUUGCCAUCUCCCCAUCAAGCCUAGCCAGAUCUCUAUCUUGACAAGAACAAGAGCGGGAGCAAGGAUUUGUUGUCUAGCUUGUGUGGUGGCGAUGGAGCUGGCGACGAUGCUGACGCUGACGAUGCUGGCGUACUCGGCGGCGAUGCUGGCGCGGCUGCUGGUGGCGCGAGCCCGGCGGCGGCGGUGCUACCUGCUGGACUACGUGUGCUACAAGGCGACGGACGACCGCAAGCUGCCGACCGACCUGUGCGGCGAGAUCAUCCAGCGGAACAAGCUGCUGGGGCUGGAGGAGUACAAGUUCCUGCUCAAGGUCAUCGUCAACUCCGGCAUCGGCGAGGAGACGUACGGCCCGCGCAACAUGAUUGAGGGCAGGGACGCCCGCCCCGACCGCCUCCUAGAGGGCAUGGAGGAGAUGGACGAGACUUUCCACGCCGUCCUCGACGAGCUCUUCGCCAGGUCGGCCGCGCCGGGCGGCGUCGGCAUCCACCCCGCCGACGUCGACCUGCUCGUCGUCAACGUGUCCAUGUUCUCGCCGGCGCCGUCGCUGUCGGCGCGCGUCGUGAAUCGGUACGGCCUCAGGGAGGACGUCAAGGUGUACAACCUCACCGGCAUGGGAUGCAGCGCCACGCUCAUCGCGCUCGACCUCGUCAACAACUUCUUCAGGACGCACGACGGGAAGGUGGCGCUGGUGAUGACGUCGGAGUCUAUCGCGCCCAACUGGUACGCCGGCAACAAGCGGUCCUUCAUGCUGGGCAACUGCCUCUUCCGCUCCGGCGGCUGCGCCUACUUCCUCACCAACGACCCGCGCCUCCAUCUGCACGCCAAGCUCCGCCUUCGCCACGUCGUGCGCACCCACACGGGCGCCUCCGACGAGGCCUACAACUGCGCGCUCCAGAUGGAGGACGACGCCGGCAGGCCCGGGUUCCACCUCGGCAAGGAUCUCCCCCGCGCCGCCGUGCACGCCUUCAUCCACAACCUCCGCGUCCUGGCGCCCCGCGUGCUCCCGCUCCCGGAGCUCCUCCGCCUCGCCUGCGCCACCCUCUCCGCGCGCCUGGCCCGCAAGAAGGCGCAGCGCGGCUCCAACCACCUCACCAUCCGCAUGAAGGCCGGCGUGGACCACUUCUGCGUCCACACGGGCGGCACCGCGGUCAUCGACGGCGUGGGCAAGGGGCUGACCCUCACGGAGCACGACCUGGAGCCCUCCCGCAUGACGCUGCACCGCUUCGGCAACACCUCCGCCAGCAGCGUGUGGUACGUGCUGGGCUACAUGGAGGCCAAGGGCCGGCUCCGCCAGGGCGACCGCGUGCUGAUGCUCACCUUCGGUGCCGGGUUCAAGUGCAACAGCUGCGUCUGGACCGUCGAGAAGCCCGCCGCCGACGCCGGCGUCUGGGAGGACUGCAUCGACCAGUACCCGCCCAAGGACGUCACCAACCCCUUCAUGGAGAAGUACGGCUUCGUCAAGGACAUGAUGAGCUUGUGAUCAGCUGCUGAUGUCAUCCGACCAUGAACUACUCCAUAUAUAGAUAUCGAUUCUUCAACAGACUCAUGAAGCAAGGAGAUGAACACAAGGAUCAAAUUUAAGUCAAGAGAGGGUCGAUAAUCGAUAGAUGGAUGGAUUACCGUUAAAUGUUAUUAUUCUGUUCAUUAAGAAGAAGCCAAUUAAGCGAACGAUUCACACGUCUAAAUAGCUGCAUGCAUGCUUAUGAUUCUUUUGGUGGUGAUGGGAAGACUUGCGUAGCUGUGGGCCGGGCGAGGAUGCAGGGGAUAUGGCUUUCUUUUUCUUGGAUUUUAUCAUUUCUCUUUAAUCUUGGGUGUUGGUGUCGUGUUGUUGUCAUUUACUAUGGUGAUGAUGGAUUAAAGAGAAGAUUAUUUUUUUCAAUCAA